AUGGCCUUGGUCAGGGACGCAGACGGCCACACUUUUAUCGAACACGCAAAUGGACAGCGCACACAUUACAUCUCCGACGACUUCACCGACCCGUGGCAGCCACGGGAAACUGUCUUGAUUCAACAUGGCUUCUGUCGGACCGCAGCGCACUGGUAUCACUGGGUGCCGGCUCUCUCGCGAGCAUAUCGAGUGAUCCGCCGAGACCUGCGUGGUCACGGUCUGUCCAGUUAUCCAUCAUCCAUCAGAGGGGCAAGGGGUGAAUACGAUUAUUCUCUGGAUUGCUUACUGGAAGAAAUCCUCGACCUCUUGAACUGCCUGGGAAUCGACAAGGUUCACUUCCUUGGCGAGUCUACUAGUGGCAUGCUCGCCGAAGCACUAGCAGCCAAACAUCCGGAGCGUCUGCAUUCCAUUACUGUGUGCUCAUCGCCAACACACUUGCCGCCCUCUGCUCUGAAUCUGUUCUCCUUCGGACACGAUGACUGGCCUACAGCAUGCCGCACGCUGGGAUCUCGGGGAUGGGCCGAAGCACUAUCCCGAUUGCCAGGCACAGUCGCUUCCGAGGACGAGGAUUACGUCUCGUGGUGGACGGAGCAGGUCUCCGUGUCGGACGGUGAGGGCUUGGCGGGCUAUGCCAGCUUCUUGUCGACCAUGGACGCGAGACCCUUCCUGUCCCAAAUCAAAAUUCCCAUGUUGAUUCUUGCUCCGAAACAUAGCGCCGUCAUGACCAAAGCACAAAUGGAAGACGUGGCAAGCCAGGUACCAGGCGCCCACCUCGAGUUGAUCGAUGCGCCAGGUCAUGAGAUCUUUGUCAGUGGAGCCUCUCAGUGUCAAGCUGCGGUUUUGAAGUUUUGGACCAGAGUAGGGAGUGAAGCCUCCAUUUAA
Messenger RNA from Sphaerulina musiva SO2202, 882 nucleotides. Its product is annotated as alpha/beta-hydrolase. NCBI's taxonomy places the organism in Eukaryota, Fungi, Ascomycota, Dothideomycetes, Mycosphaerellales, Mycosphaerellaceae. The transcript has 2 exons. The record is from RefSeq and is a predicted model, not a curated record. The coding region runs from base 1 to 882 and encodes 293 amino acids.